Messenger RNA from Venturia canescens, 3962 nucleotides. It is a transcript of the gene kz, whose product is annotated as putative ATP-dependent RNA helicase kurz. NCBI's taxonomy places the organism in Eukaryota, Metazoa, Arthropoda, Insecta, Hymenoptera, Ichneumonidae. The record is from RefSeq and is a predicted model, not a curated record. The transcript is spliced from 5 exons. Gene Ontology annotation, biological process: maturation of SSU-rRNA from tricistronic rRNA transcript (SSU-rRNA, 5.8S rRNA, LSU-rRNA). The coding region runs from base 185 to 3718 and encodes 1177 amino acids. Gene Ontology annotation, molecular function: helicase activity; ATP binding; RNA binding. Gene Ontology annotation, cellular component: nucleolus; intracellular anatomical structure.
ACCAGUGAGCCAGUGUGAGCGACUCCACGUGUGUUUAGAAUCAAUGCCGGACUGUAAAAACAUAACCUAUUCAACAAUAUUUUUCUACUAUGAUCGAUACAGUUUUUCAUUUAUGAAACUAAUCGAGAAUCGGAAAAAAAUAAUAUUCCAAUAAUACGGAGAAGCAAAGUGAAACAGAUUUAAAAUGGGAAAAAAAGGUUAUAAUUGGAAGUCCCGGCACGUGCCCGAGGUAGAAAUCGACAACUCUGCUACGAAACAGAUCGCUAUUGACAUAAAACAUCGCCAAGACAAUUAUGACAACUGUAACACUUUAGUACUACCCAGCGAAAAACGGAAAACCAAAAACAAGGAUAAAAGGUUGACGAAUGUCCGGCUGCUAUCAAAAAAACGACGCAAACAAUUAGAAAAAGUUGUAGAAAGGAAGGAAAAGAAAUUGCAGAGAGCCAACCUUCUUGAUGAACUCUCAAAAGUUCAGGCAGCCGAUGAUGAGCUCAAACAGUAUGUGUCUUUAACAACUGUACAAACAAAAGGCUUAAAACGCUACAUUAGAGAAUCAAAUGCUCCAGAAAUUGAACCAAAGGAUGUGGAUAACGAAGAUGACAAUGACAAACCAGAUGACGUUAUAAAUGCUAUCAAAGGUUGUAAAAGAAUGAGACUAGCUCUCGUCGAAGAAGAAUCUCAGCCACACAGAUCAACAGAUCCAAAUGUUAUUGAUUUGAAUGAUUCCAGUGAAGACGAAUUAGUAUCUAGUGAUUCUGAGGAUAACGAGAAUGAAAAUGAAUCAAGAAUCCCAGAAAAAAUAUCUCAGCCUCAGGAAGAAAAAAAAACCAUCGUCGAAAAGCCUAAAAUUGUAACUGUCGAGUCUGUAGCUGUACCACUGGUAUUAAGGCCAAAAACAGUGCAUAAACGGGCAAUAGAACAAAAAGAUCGUAAACCGGCAGUAUUUGUAGCAGUAAACAGAACGAGCGAAGUGCAAGAGGCGAGAUUGAAGCUUCCUGUUCUGGCGGAAGAACAAAGUAUUGUUGAAGCGAUAAACGAAAAUCCUGUUGUGAUUAUCACUGGAGAAACGGGAAGUGGAAAAACAACUCAAGUACCGCAAUUCUUGUAUGAAAGUGGUUACGCCAAAACACGAAUGAUCGGAGUCACCGAGCCGAGGAGAGUGGCGGCGAUGUCAAUGAGCAAAAGAAUAGGGCACGAGAUGAAUCUUACCAGCAAAGAAGUAUCUUAUCUAAUACGUUUCGAGGGAAACGUAGGACCUGAAACGAAAAUAAAAUUCAUGACUGACGGUGUUUUGCUCAAAGAGGUACAAACGGAUUUUUUGCUGACGAAAUAUUCAGUCAUAAUACUGGACGAAGCGCACGAGCGGAGCGUUUACACGGAUAUUCUAAUAGGACUGUUAUCACGCAUCGUCCCACUACGCACCAAAAGAAAUGAUCCUCUGAAGCUCGUCAUAAUGUCAGCUACACUGCGAGUCGACGACUUCAUAGGAAAUUCGAAGCUAUUUAAAGCUCGACCGCCCAUUAUUCAAGUGGAAUCUCGACAAUUUCCCGUAACCAUUCACUUCAACAGACACACCCGUUCGAAUUACGUGCUCGACGCGAUAAAGAAAACCGUGAAGAUACACACUCGUUUACCGGAGGGUGGGAUCCUCGUGUUUUUAACAGGUCAGCACGAAGUGAAUACGGUGGUGCGUCGUUUGCGCAAAGCGUUUCCUCACCGGAAGUCCAAAUUUUCCUCUUCAAAUGGAAGCAAAGUUGAUAAAAAUAGCGAAAAAACGAAGAGUGACACUGAUUCCGAGGAAGAAUUCGAAGCUGAGGGUGCCUUGAGGCGUAUGAAGAAGAAACGUAAAAAAGCAACUGUUGAUUUACCAAAUAUCGAUUUGGACAAAUACUCGGCGAUCCCCGAAGAUGAUACGCGAGAGGAUUUUUUCGACGUAGAGAAUAAUGACGACGUGGAUGAGCUUGAUAUCGACGAAGACGAGAACGAGGAUGAGGAUAUACUCGAGUUAAAUAGUCCGUCGACGUCGCAACCCCUCUGGGUUUUACCGCUCUAUUCUUUAUUACCCGGUCACAAACAAGCUCGAGUCUUCGAGCCUGUUCCAGAAGGCUGUCGUCUUUGCGUAGUCGCGACUAACGUCGCGGAAACAUCGUUGACAAUACCAAAUGUCAAGUACGUAGUUGACAGUGGGCGUUGCAAAACACGAUUGUACGACAAGGUAACUGGCGUCAGUACUUACCGCGUUUGUUAUGCUAGCCAAGCCGCGGCGAAUCAACGAGCGGGCAGGGCUGGCAGAACUGCCCCUGGUCACUGUUACAGAUUAUACUCGUCAGCGGUAUUCAAUGAUCAAUUUGAAAAAUUCAGCGAGCCUGAAAUUCGCCGUAAACCGGUGGAUGAUUUGUUGCUGCAAAUGAAAGUUAUGAACAUCGACAAAGUCGUGAACUUUCCAUUCCCAUCGCCACCGGACAUGCUGCAGUUGAAAGCUGCCGAAAGGCGGUUGCGCAUACUCGGAGCCUUGGAAAAACCUGCUCGACGGGGAGCCGAUACUUACAGCUCGAAGGUCAGUCCUUUGGGGCGAAGUAUAGCCGCGUUUCCGGUAGCGCCUCGCUACGGCAAAAUGCUUGCUGUUUCGCAGCAACAAAACCUGUUGAAAUACACUAUUUGCAUGGUGGCCGCGCUCUCGGUACAAGAAGUACUGGUGGAGGGACUCGGAACGGACUGCGCUGCUAAAGCGAAGUGGCUUCAGACUCGAAGAUUUUGGGCGGGCACCGGAAACAGUUUGCUACUCGGCGAUCCUAUGGUGCUCGUGAGAGCCGUGGGUGCCGCCGAAUACGCCAAUUCGAAAGGUAAAAUACAGAAAUUCUACGAAGAACACGGAUUGCGACCGAAGGCCAUCGGGGAAGUACGAAAAUUGAGGCAACAACUGACCAACGAAAUAAUGAUCAAUAUACCGGGUUUGAAGCUCGAAAUCGAUCCCAAUAUGCCUCCACCUACAGACCUAGAAGCGAAACUUCUCCGGCAGAUCGUUCUCGCUGGUAUGGGUGACCAGGUUGCCCGGAAAAUAUCACCGGACGAGAUAAAAGAGGAUCAGGACAAAGCAAAGUGGAAACACGCUUAUAAAACUAUAGAAAUGGAAGAUCCGGUGUUCAUGCAUUCGAGUUGCGUUUUGCGGAAGACCAGUCCGGAAUGGGUUGUCUACCAGGAGGUUUACGAGACCAAUAAAAUGUACAUGCGAGGAGUCACGGCCAUAGAACCCGAGUGGUUGCCGAAAUUCGUUCCUAUGCUUUGUACAAUGAGCUCAACAAACACUGGCACUUCAGCGAGAUACGACGAAGAAAGCGGUAAAGUAAUGUGCCAAAUGAGCGGCACUUUCGGACCACAAAGUUGGGAAUUGCCACCAAUGGAAAUCGAAUAUCCGACGAAUAGAGAAGGCGUCAAAAUAUUCGCCAAAUUUUUCCUCGAUGGCCAAGUUUUUCCUAAACUCAAACGUUUCGUUCCAUCGUUGCUGUCAACGCCUAGCAGCGUUGAAGCUUUUUGGGCGAAAUUAUUACCCAGGACGGAAACCCUCAUCAAAGUUCUCUUAUCCAAAGGAAUUAUGUCGCGGGAUAAAUUGAUCGAUAUUUGGAAAACAGACAGACAUUUCUUGCUAGAAGCCUACCAAAAAUGGCUUCCAGAAUCUGCUCAAAACGAAGUCACGCUUAUUUGGCCGCCCACCGAUUAAUAUCUCUCUGUAUAUUUUUUCGAUAAAUAUUCGGAAGUGCGGCAAAUACAUUUUUUUUUGUUUUAAAAAAUUUCAUCAUUUUUGGGAAAAACUGCACUUUCGAAUAUUUACCCUUUUUUCUUUUGUUUUUUAAUUUUUUAAUAAAGUAACAUCAAUCGCAGAAAUAAAUCACGACCACGAACGAAUUUUAUGUUUAUUGCGAUGAAAUGAUUAUCGUUGAAACAAUAUUACCGAAUUGGAGAUA